Messenger RNA from Chanos chanos (milkfish), 2086 nucleotides. It is a transcript of the gene pnn, whose product is annotated as pinin, desmosome associated protein. NCBI's taxonomy places the organism in Eukaryota, Metazoa, Chordata, Actinopteri, Gonorynchiformes, Chanidae. Bases 7 to 2001 code for a protein of 664 amino acids. The record is from RefSeq and is a predicted model, not a curated record. Gene Ontology annotation, cellular component: catalytic step 2 spliceosome. The transcript is spliced from 9 exons.
AGUAAGAUGGCGGUGGCUGUGAGAACUUUGCAAGACCAGCUAGAGAAGGCUAAAGAAAGCUUGAAAAAUGUGGACGAAAACAUAAGAAAACUAACGGGCAGGGAUCCGAAUGAACUCAGACCGGGUCAAGCGAGGAGGCUGACCAUCUCAGGCCCAGGGGGAGGUAGGGGGCGAGGAAUCAACAUUUUAAGGCGUGGACUCUCUGAUGGCGGUGGAGGACCUCCAGCAAAACAGAGGGACAUAGAAGGGGCUCUCUUGAGGCUGGCUGGAGAUCAGCGAGCGAGGAGAGAUUCACGCCAUGACAGCGACGCUGAGGAAGAUGACGAUGUCAAAAAACCAGCGUUGCAGUCAUCUGUAGUAGCUACCUCCAAAGAGCGAACGCGCCGAGAUCUUAUUCAGGACCAGACCAUGGAUGAGAGGGGCAAACAGAGAAAUCGGCGCAUGUUUGGCCUGUUGAUGGGAACGCUGCAGAAAUUUAAACAGGAAUCUACUGUGUCCACUGAGAAGCAAAAAAGACGGCAAGAAAUUGAGCAGAAAUUGGAAGUGCAAGCAGAACAGGAGCGUAAAAAAGUGGAGAGCGAGAGGCGAGAGCUUUUUGAAGAGAGACGUGCCAAGCAGACCGAGCUGAGGCUUCUGGAGCAUAAAGUAGAGCUUGCUCAGCUGCAAGAAGAGUGGAAUGCGCAUAAUGCGAGGAUUAUUAAAUUCAUUCGCACAAAGACCAAGCCCCCUAUCUUUUAUUUACCUGCUCGCAUGUGCUCAGCCACUCAGAAGCUCCUAGAGGAAUCCCAGAAAAAACUGAACGCUGUGUUUGAGGAGAGACGUGAGGCUUUUGCCGAGCAUCUUAACAAGAUGGAGGCUCGGCCAAGGCGCCAGUCCCACAGGACGGGAGAAAGGGAGCAGCAGGAGGUGGCUCAGGCUGAAGAGCUGAAGAAGGAAGAAGAGGGUAAGCUGGGAGUAGAACUGUCAGGUAACAGGCACGAUGUGGAAAUGGAGGAUGAGGAGGAAGAGGUAGGAGAGGAGGAAGGGGAAGAGAGGGAGGUUAGGGAAAGGGAGAGGGAGCAGGAGCAGGUAGAGGAGGUUAAGGAGCGAGACGAGGAGAUGAGGGCAGAGGAGGAUGAGGAAGAUGAGGAGGAAGAGGAAGAUAAAGAGCCAGUGGAGAGUAGAGAGGGAGGGAAGCAUAUGGAGGUCUCGGCAGCAGUCAGGGAAACUGAGAGUCAGGCAGGAAAGGUUGAGCAGCAGAUGCAGAGCCCAGAGGCAGCGGUGGAGGAGGUAGGUAAUGAGAGCAGAGAGGAAGAGCAAGAAUCAGGGAAGGAACCUCACCAGGAGCCCGUAACCGAAUCUCAGCAGACCUCAGAGAUCAGUGCAGAAGCUCAGUCUGUGGAACCAAAAGAUCCUCCGACGGAGCCUGCUACAGCCAUGGUGACGGAGCCAAGCUCCGCAGAAGUGGAUGGAGCUGAUCCAUCUCAACAGAAUGCAGAACCGGAGAAGCCCGCGCAGGAGCAAAGCCAGGAGCCUCCUGUCCCUCUUCAGGAGGUUGAGGGAGGGUCCAAGGAGCGUGGGGAGGGCGAGGAGGCCCGGGGACGGACCAAAGCCAGGUCCAAGAAGAGCAAGAGCAGGAGCAGCAGUAGUAGCUCCUCCAGUAGCUCCUCAUCCAGUUCCAGCUCCAGUGGCUCCAGCUCCUCCUCCAGUGGCUCUAGUAGUAGGAGCAGUUCCUCUGGUUCCUCCUCCUCAUCCUCCAGCUCCAGGUCGCGCUCUCGCAGCCGGGAUGGUCACGCACGCGACAGAAAGCGCCGUCGACCUUCGGACCGGGAGCGCAAGCAGAGCGGAACGGAACGGAGCCACAAGUCGUCCAAGAGCAGUGGACGAGAGAGGAAAGGCUCCAAAGAUAAGGGCUCUAAGUCAGACAGGAAGAGAACGAGUUCCGAGGGCAGCCGGUCGGGAAAGAGGCCCUCUCGCAGUGACCGGGACCGCAAGUCCGACAGGAAGGAAAAACGGCGUUAAAGAGCAAACAGGUUUCAUGUUGCGCUGGUCCCAUUGUCCGUUUUUUAAAAAGAGAAGGCAUUUGUUAGAAAUUGGUGUAUUUAGA